Messenger RNA from Penicillium daleae, 1587 nucleotides. Its product is annotated as phosphatidate phosphatase App1 family protein. Lineage: Eukaryota; Fungi; Ascomycota; Eurotiomycetes; Eurotiales; Aspergillaceae. Gene Ontology annotation, molecular function: phosphatidate phosphatase activity. The record is from RefSeq and is a predicted model, not a curated record. Gene Ontology annotation, cellular component: actin cortical patch. The transcript has 2 exons. Bases 1 to 1587 code for a protein of 528 amino acids.
AUGAGGCCCGCCAAAUCUGGGCGCCAAGCCCUGUCCGCUGCGCUGCUGAUUGCUCGAGUCUCCGCUUCCCCCGCGCCCACGGUCGUUCCAGUCAUCAUCAACAUCAACAAUAAUGACAUCGCCCCGCCCGUCAUCACUCCCUCUCCGGUCGAAAGCUACCCAUCCCCAGUCGUGCAAAGAGACAUCUUGAGCGACGUCGAAUCCGAUGUGAACAACGUGCUCUCCAGCCUGGGCUCCGACCUGCCCUCGUGGGUGGCCUCGGGAGUACCCAACUUCUUCCAGGGCUUCCCGACCGGAGAUGCAGUGGCAAGCUCGCUGGGGUUGAAAAGCUCCGACUUGGCCCCAUUGCCCACCAACGUGCUGAACGUCGAUCCGUAUGCCAAUUGGACGAACUCGGGAUGGAACGUUCGCUUCCACGGAAACGUUUACAAGCAGCCCAACACCUCCAUCUCCGACUUGAACACGCUCGCCAAUGUGUUCCUCAUCGACACCAAGAUCACAGACCUUCCCGAAUCCGAGCAGGACCAGGCACGCAACCUGACCGCAGAAAUCUUCGUCGUUCAGCAGCCCAACGUCGCUGUCAACGCCAUUCACCUCGAACCGGCCGCAUCGCAGGGAUCCAGUGGACAGCCUGGCGGAGGGGGAUCCUCCAACACAACUGGAGGCUGGCAAAAUGUGACUCUGCCCUACAACACCACGGCGGAAGGUGAUUUCGAUGCAUUUGUCCCAAUUGCCAGCAAUGGGCUCACUGCGGGUAAUGAAACAUCCGCAAUUCAGAGACUGAACACAUACGUUGAUGGCGCAUCUAUUGGAAAUGCCACUGCCUACCUGGUACCUCCAACCGGACUGACUGUGGUGUCCGACAUUGACGAUAUCCUCCGCAUCACCAAGAUCUAUGAACCGAAACAAGGCCUGCUCAAUUCCUUCGCGAAACCCUUCACGCCUUGGGAGAAUAUGCCGGACAUCUAUCGGAACUGGUCGACCAGCCUUCCCAACAUGCAUUUCCACUACCUGACUACAACCCCCGAGCAAAUCACCAGAAACUACAUGCAAUUCAUCUACAGCACCUACCCGGGUGGCUCCUUCGAUACCCGGCCUCUCAACUUUAGCGAUGUCUCGGCCACACUCUCUAUUCGCAAAUUUCUGCUGCAGAAGAUCUUCGAAACCUUCCCCGAUCGCAAGUUCAUCCUGAUCGCCGACACCAGCAACAGUGACAUAAUGCGUGACUACCCUGAAAUGGUGACCGAAUUUCCCGAACAAGUGCAGUGCAUUUUCCUUCGCAACGCCUCCGCCACCGAUUCUGGUGACAAAUUCCCAUACGACACCUCUGGUUUCAAGAAUCUCUCUCAGUCCCAGUACAUGUUCUUCCUGAACCCGGAUGACCUCACCAACUUGGACAUCGCGAACGGGGAGUGCUACAAUAAGACGAUCCCUCAGAACUUGACCUUCAGUUACCAGGGGCUCCCACUGGGACUGGGAAAGCAUUCCGGGGCGGGUGGUGGUUUGACCACCAAGGAAGCAGCUGGUGCGAGCAGUCUGGUGGCGCUGGUCGCCUCGAUGCUCACGGCGGCCAUCGUCUUCAUUUAA